Bradysia coprophila is the source of this 2622-nucleotide messenger RNA. It is a transcript of the gene ear, whose product is annotated as ENL/AF9-related super elongation complex transcription factor. Gene Ontology annotation, cellular component: transcription elongation factor complex. Lineage: Eukaryota; Metazoa; Arthropoda; Insecta; Diptera; Sciaridae. Gene Ontology annotation, molecular function: chromatin binding. The record is from RefSeq and is a predicted model, not a curated record. Gene Ontology annotation, biological process: positive regulation of DNA-templated transcription.
CAAAAUAUUAUGUUCGAAGAAUUGAAAGAAAGAUGGUAAACAGUGAAACUUGAACAUUUUUUUUGAGAGUGUCUCUUAAAUGAAGUUUUCCGAUAAUAACAUUGCAUUUUUAAUUACAUUCACUACGAACAUUUGCGGCCCAGUUUAGUGAUUAAUACAAUGAAUGAUUGAAUGAGAAGCACAACAUUACUGGGCACACUAAACCUUAUUCAAUUGAUUCGACGAAAGAAGAAAGAUAAAACCAUCGUUGCUGUUGUUGAAAAACUAGGUCGAUCCUGCGAUGUCGGCAAAAGUAGUAUAUGAAAUCGGUCACAUUGCAUCGUUGAAAAGUAAAAUUACACCGGAAGGUUUCACACAUGACUGGGAAUUGUAUGUACGCGGUUGUGAUGCGGCGGACAUAAGUCAUUACAUCGACAAAGUGGUCUUCAAUUUGCAUGAAUCAUUUCCGAGACCGAAACGAGUGUUCAAGGAGCCACCAUAUUCGCUGAAAGAGUCUGGCUAUGCAGGAUUUGUGCUGCCCAUUGACAUUUACUUCAAAAACCGUGACGAUCCAAAGAAGGUAACCUACACUUACGAUUUGAAUCUGCAAAAUACUGGCACCAUCACCAAUGUGGAUAAGAAAGUCCAGGUGUUCAAGAGUCCAUCGGAUGAUUUUCGGAGAAAGCUUCUAAAAGGCGGAGGUUUCAUGGUCAACAAUUUCCCGAACAAUUCGGAUGAGAAGUCACGAGAGCAGGACGAACGAGCUCAGUUGAUCAGUAAGCCGAAGUUGGGCGGAUCUGAAUUAAGUGGCAAAAAAUACAAAUCAAAGUCCGAUGAAGCCAAAGUUUCGAACACAUACACCAAUCUGUUCGGUCCGAGUGGAAGUAAAACUGCAGCGAAAGUUUCACCAGAUGCGAAAAAAGCGUCCACAUCGAGUGCUGGCGCUAAGCAACCACAAAAGUCGGAAAAGACGUCACGUGACAAGUCGGACAAGGAGAAGAAGGAAAAGAACAAACAUAACAGUCCGAACAAAGAGAAAACUGAUGCCAGAGAGGUUUCCCGGAAAACACAUGACGACAAACACGAAAAACGUGAGGAGAAAAAGAAAGACAAAUCCCAUUCAAAAGAGCGUGGCCGGAGCAAGGACAAAAUUUCAACUGCUAAACAGGACCCGAGUCCGAAACGAGCCACACAAAGUCCAAAACGACCGAGCCCCAGUCGAAGUGCGUCUGCAUUAUCCAAAACUGAUGACACCCAGUCGUCAGUCAAAAGCUUUCCGAAGCAAACGGAGCCGAACGAUCGACCCAGCAGUAGUGCUAAAAAACCGAAAAAGGACAAAAAGGAAAAGAAUUCCGAUAAGGAACGUGACCGGGAACGUGCAAAAGAUCAAAAACAGAAAGAGGAACGACCGUCAAGCAAAGUCUCAGAUAAAAUUGAUCUCAAGAAAGAAAAGGAGUCAGGGAAUCGGAAUCAGAAAGACAAGGCUAAAGUCAAUGAUGUGAAGCAGUCAAAUCCAACGACAGAUCAGGUCACCGAGCCGGUAACAAUUACUCCGAUUGAAAAGAAAUCGGAAAAGGAUCCGGACCGUAAGCACAAGCACAAGAAGAAGGACAAAAACAAGGACAAAGAAAAGGAGCACGCCAAGGAACGAAAAAAGGAAAAAUCAUCAAAGUACAAGGAAGACGUUAAAAUGGCCAAUACAUCGCCACCAAAGAAGUCAGAACAACCUCAAGCAUCACAACUACCUCAACAACAAACCAAAGUGAAUCCACUUACAACAUUGCUGAAUGAAAUUGAUGAGAAGGCGUCAAGCGACUCGGAUGACGACCAUUCGAAGCCAUCGAUUAACUUUUCACAACCAAUACCUGCAAAACUGAUAGAUAACAUGCCGAAACCUGCCGACGAUCCACAGCCAACGAAGUCCGAAAAACAGCUGGAUAAAGCCGAAAAGCCCGCAAAACGAGCCAAAAAGGAAAAAGAAACCAAAACUUCCGACAAAGAAGACAAAAAGCGAAAACGAAAAAGCAAAGACGAAACGCCAUCACCAGCAUUUUCCGAGCCACCACUCAAGCAGUCAAAGAAAGAGGAAAACGGAUCCCUGUCAUGGCGCAAUGACGUUGGUGCUAAUUUCAUUUCAGCCUCUCAAAAUACCCCACCGCCACACCGAAUCGACGCAAUAAGUCGAUCAUCUCCACUUCCAAGUGCUCAAAAAUCCACACCGUCGCGAUCAUCGUCGCAGCGAGCUACACCGUCACCAUUAUCCACGAACACAGCACACCAUCAAUUGUCGCCGAAUUUGCAGCAACAACGGCAACAGAAAGAUUACAUGUCACAGUUGAAAGAAUUGCAGCACAAAAUUAUGUCUCUGGAAGACAAUAACGAACUUCAACAGGUGGUCGAAAUGAUCAUCGAAACGGGCAACUAUGAAAUCACCGGCGAGAAAACGUUCGACUUUGAUUUGUGCGCAUUGGAUCGUACGACCGUGCAACGAUUGCAAACAUUUUUUGCUACGUCGUCGUGUUGGUUGUAGAAUGGGCGUUAGUGGAGACGCACGGGAUGUUUCGAUUGAUUAUUCGAGCGCUCGAUUGUAAACCGUGCAAUUCGUUUGCUGAAGAAACGAGUGAACAAGACAAAGUAGAAAAG